Phragmites australis (common reed) is the source of this 1302-nucleotide messenger RNA. RefSeq names its product transcription elongation factor TFIIS. Gene Ontology annotation, biological process: transcription elongation by RNA polymerase II; DNA-templated transcription. The record is from RefSeq and is a predicted model, not a curated record. Gene Ontology annotation, cellular component: nucleus. Gene Ontology annotation, molecular function: zinc ion binding; nucleic acid binding. The transcript has 2 exons. Bases 14 to 1120 code for a protein of 368 amino acids. Lineage: Eukaryota; Viridiplantae; Streptophyta; Magnoliopsida; Poales; Poaceae.
CCGCGCCGCCGCCAUGGAGAGGGAGCUACUGGAGACGUUCGAGGCGGCCAAGAAGGCGGCCGACGCGGCGGCCGGGGAGGACGACUCGCCAGAGGCCGACCGGUGCCUCGAUGCGCUGCGGCGGCUGCGCGCCAUCCACGUCAACACCGACGUCCUCGUCUCCACGCAGGUUGGCAAACGUCUUCGGUACCUUACUAAGCACCCUCACUCAGGCAUACAGGAAGUGGCGACAGACCUUUUUGGGUACUGGAAAAAGGUUGUUCUUGAAGAGACAGGAAAGAAAAAUGGUACCUCAGAGAAUGAAAGAUCAAAUAACUCUUCAGCAAGGGCUGAGAAGGCUCAGCCCAUGAAGGUUGAAAAGAACUCUGCAUCAGCAAGUGCGAAGGUUGAGAAAAGAGACAUGGAUGUUAGGGGUCUGAAGCCUGAUACUGUCAAAGUUGAUAAGGUUGCUAGUAAUGAUUCCAAAGCUCAAUCUGUGAAGGUUGAGAGAGUUUCCAAAGAAGUUAGUAGAACUCCUGAUACAAAGAAGCCAUCUUCUGUCCGCAGUGGACCCCCUAAGCUGACAUCCCUUGUCAAAUGCAAUGAUGCUACCCGAGAUAAAAUCCGGGAACUACUUGCUGAAGCCUUCUCAAAGGUUUCUGGAGAGACUAGUGAUGACGACCGAGAGGAAGUGAGAAACAUGUUAGAUGAAGUAGACGCAUGCGACCCAUUCAGAGUUGCUGUGACAGUGGAGUCUGCGUUAUUUGAGAGGCUUGGACGUUCCACCGGGGCUCACAAGGCAAAAUACAGGUCAAUAAUGUUCAACCUGAGGGCCGAUAACAACACUGAUUUCCGGAGAAGGGUUCUCAUCGGUCAAGUGAGGCCUGAAAGGCUUCCGGACAUAUCCCCCGAAGAGAUGGCCAGUGAUGCAAGGAAGCUUGAGAAUAAGCAGAUCAAGGAGAAGGCUCUGUUUGAUUGUGAGCGUGGAGGAGCACCAAAGGCAACGACCGAUCAGUUCAAGUGUGGCAGAUGUGGCCAGCGGAAAACGACUUACUAUCAGCUCCAGACUCGGAGUGCUGAUGAACCGAUGACGACAUUUGUGACAUGCGUAAACUGCAACAAUCACUGGAAGUUCUGCUGAGUGCCGACCUGCUUAAUGUUUUUACCCUGUUAGUGCUGUCAUUCGAAUUUGACGGGCAGGUUAGAUUCAAUUUUUCGUACACUAGGAGCCUGUUUCCUUUCCACCUUUUUUUCUCUCUUGGCGAACCAGAUUUAUUCAGAUUGUACUAGUUGACCGUAUAAAUGUUGACUUAAUUAUCAUUA